AUGGUCGCUCUAUCAUCUAUGGUUUCUAAUACAAUCUGGUUUGUGGUCAGCGGGCGCGUGCGCCAAAAUAGUAUAAGCGGAGGGAAGGUGGAGCUGCCAGCGGGCUGCCUGUACAGCGGGCGCUGGCACGGUGAGGGUCCGGUGCGCGCUGAGGCGUGCCUGGAGUGCGUGUGCGUGCGCGGCGCGCUGUCGUGCCGGCGCCGCGCGUGCGCCCCGCCCCCCGACCCGCCCCCCGCCUGCCACCUCCAGCAAGUUUCCGGAGCCUGCUGCCCCGAGAUCCACUGUCCAGAUGGCGUGAUAAAGUUGGAUCAGACGGCGUCCGCGAGAUUGGACGACUUUACACCGGAAUCUAUGAGCCAAGGAGUAGUUCUGCCGGCGUGCGUGGAGGGCGGCACGGUGUACGCGGCGGGCUCGGCCAUGGCGUCGAGCGUGUCGUGCGAGCAGUGCUUCUGCCUGGGCGGGUCGCGGCGCUGCGUGCGGCCCGCCUGCCUGCCCCCGCCCCCCGGCUGCCGCGCGCACCCCGCGCCCGGCGCCUGCUGUCCGCAGCGCUACUACUGCCAGCACGUAGACACCACACCACCGCAACCUCAAAACCAUCAUGACUGCCAGACAGAAGACGGUCAAUGGGUUCGGGAAGGCGAGGGAGUGCCGGCGCUGAGUUCGGACAAGUGUACUCAGUGCUUCUGCUUGGGAGGAAAAAUACUGUGUCAGAGUCAGUCCUGCGCACAUAAGCUGAAAGGCUGCACGCCGCUCGUGCUGCCCGGCCAGUGUUGUCCUCAUAAGUAUAUCUGCAACGACCGGAGCAAUAAUACCAUAUCAAAUUUUAGUAAACAAGAUAAUCUGAUAGUGGCAUUGAACGAGAACAGAUCCUUCCAUACAUCUAAAUCUACUAAACGUGAAACAACAGUUAAGGCAGCCAGUUCGAAUACGAACAAGAAGUCGACAUCCCCGACGACCACCACGACAACUAAACCGACGACGACAACAAAACCAACUACUACUAAACCCACAACAAAAACAAAAAAUACAGAAACCACUAAGACGACGACGACGGUAAAGAAAAAUUUGGUUACUAAAGUUGGGAACAUGACCAAGACUGGUAUCACAAAUAGUGAAACAUCGAGAAACACUAUUAAGGAUAUAAACGUAAGUUUAGCGACCACACCAGUACCUAAGGUUAAAAAAGAAGUAACCACAAAGAUACCAACAACGGUAACGGAGGAGAACACUACACCAGAAAGUUUCACAGAGAUUACGAGCACAGAACAACCCGAGAGGAGUAUAAAAAUUAUCAUUAACGGAACAGUGAAUUGCACGACCGAACUGUCUUCGUCGACUCUACUACUAAAUACAACAAACACAAAUGAUACAGUUUGGAUAAACACUGAAAUACAUCCUCGAAUACCUAUGUUCAAUAAAGAAGAAAUAGAGGCGCACACCUCUUUACCAAAUGAGAUCAUAACGAAUAGAGUAUUUAAUGAAGAUUUUGAUGAGAAUGAAAGCUUUACUAUAAAUGUGACGAGUUCCCUGCGUACCAACAUGAGCAGCCCAGCUCUUAGUACCACUACCACAUCGACUACACCACGGUCUAAAACGGUACCACCCAUAAUGGUCGAUGGAGCAAACGCAUCAAAGUCAAAGAAAGACGAGUUAGACUUUGACUACAACGAACCUACAUUACCACCGUCGCUGCCUAAUUUAAAGAUAAUUCCUUUCGUAGCAGCGGAUGCAGUUGUCGAUGAUGAAACGUUACCAAAAGAUAACUUACCAUUCACAGCAGUUGCGCAAGACGAAAAGUACCCUGUGUAUUUUCCAGGACUAGAAAAUAAGGAGCUUGAAUAUCCAAUUCGAAGAGAAGACGAUUACAAUGCUAAUCAAUAUCCGAUAUUCGUAUCAAAGAAAGAAGAUAAUAAGAACUAUCCUUCUUUGACUAACUUUGAUAACUUUAAUACAGGUAACGAUAAUAACCUGACUGAUGCGUUACCAGGAAUGCAAAAAUUCAUGACCAAGAAAACGAGCGGUAAUAAAAAUGAAAUCAAAACAUCGGAACCAAGCAUCGACAAUAGUAGAAUAUCGGGAUCUAGCCUGUUUUCUCCACCAGUAGAGACAGAAGGUGGAUUCAUUCCUAAGGGGCCCGGCGGUAUCGAUGAAUAUUACUCCAUAUAUCCAAGUACUCCGGCGGGUCCGACGAUGCCCCAUCUUACGACUUCAAUGCAAAUAGAUACUAAAGAGGACUGUAUAUCUAGCACCGGCCAGCGCAUAUCCGAUGGUGCAUCAAUUGAGAUGGGUUGUUCGCUGUGUAUCUGUGCGUGGAGCGAGCUGCACUGCUCUCCCCGUCCCUGUCACACACCACCCGGCUGUAAGUGGCGCACCGCCAGCAUGCACUCACACGAUCUUUGCUGCGGGGAGUUGAUUUGUGACUAUGAUAAUAAAUACCCAUCAGUAACGACUGAUUCAAACAAGAUGAUUGAAAAAUCUUCUGAAGCACCUUCUAACAAUACUGCGAACGACUCGGUCAAAGUAGCAGAUAAUGCAACUGUAAAUAAUACAGUAAAUACGAUGCAAAAGGAAACACAGAAGAUAUUAAUUGGAUAUAAUGAAUCACCUUCAGAAAAUAAAACUCAACUUGAAGUAUCUACACAACAAGUUCCACUCGCAACUGCAAAGGUCGAAGUCAGUACAACCAAGGCACCAAUAUUCACUGAACCUUCUGAUAACAGCAGCAACACUCAGUCACUGGAGUACGACGAGGACGAAGACGAUGAUGAGGGAUUUUCUCUGGGGAGCGUAUUAAAACUACUACUCAGUGAAAGUUACGACACCAAAACUACCACUUUAACACCCACUAGGAAGACAACAUCACGCGUAACAGAACAAGAAUACAGACCAACUACGCCCAGAAUAGAAACACCACCGAAAGAUUUCUACGACACGCACAACGAGUUCAUACCUAUGCCGCCAUCAAUAGUGCCCUUCAAGAAGAUACCGAUGCCUAAUCCCAUUACACGAAUCGAUCACCUUCUGCUCGGUGAAUCUAAUGCAAUCAGAGAUACAAGUCCCCGGCUUCCGACCACAACUAAACCGACGCCAACGACUAGAAGAUAUACCGUGAAGACGACGCAGCCGCCGUACACGAGCAAGCCGACGACGAUUAAAGAAGUAAUACCGGAGCCGACACGACACGACAACGACAUACCGUCGGUGGAGGUUUCUCGGCCUCCGCAGCCGCUCGGCCUGGGCCCGCUGAAGCUGGCGGGCUGCAACAUCUACGGGCAGAUGUACCGCGUGGGCAGGAUCAUCACGGAGCUGUCCACACCCUGCCAGGAGUGCCGCUGCACGGAGUUCGGGGUCCACUGCACCGCGCUCGACUGCUGAACUGUUUGCAAUAUUGUGAUGAAGUGUUACAAUCAAAUUGUCGCAUUUAAAGUGCAUUUAUAGUUAACGUUGUACAGUAGAGGAGUAAUUAAGAUUAUAUUUAUUUAGUUUAAUAUCAGUAUUUACGCCGGCGUUGAUCUCACGUAGUAGUACCGUUCAUAUUUUAUAUUAAUUUUCACGAACGAUGUGAAACAUACAUUUGAGAGUAGCUUGCCUCAAUAUCUUAAAUUUUAA
Messenger RNA from Aricia agestis (brown argus), 3609 nucleotides. RefSeq names its product mucin-5AC-like. Gene Ontology annotation, molecular function: protein binding. Lineage: Eukaryota; Metazoa; Arthropoda; Insecta; Lepidoptera; Lycaenidae. The record is from RefSeq and is a predicted model, not a curated record. The transcript is spliced from 11 exons. The coding region runs from base 1 to 3375 and encodes 1124 amino acids.